Molecule: messenger RNA, 2489 nt
Organism: Entelurus aequoreus (snake pipefish)
Lineage: Eukaryota; Metazoa; Chordata; Actinopteri; Syngnathiformes; Syngnathidae
Gene: tmem178bb
Product: transmembrane protein 178Bb
Exons: 5
Coding region: 208-1080 (290 amino acids)
Cellular component (GO): membrane
Source: RefSeq, a predicted model, not a curated record
GCAUGGUGUACACACAUCAGAACAAGACGGAAAAAAGGAGAGGAUUAUUAUUUCCUCUGCAACAUCUCGGCUUCCAAUUGCAAUCCACCAAAAAAAAAAAAAACUCUCCUGAGGUGAUGUGAGCUGUAGGAGGAGGAGAAAAAAGGGGGGGAUCCGCAGAAAGGAGCUGUCCGUCCUUCGUGGUGCUGAUGCGGCUGUGAGGCGAGCAUGGCUGCCGGGAAGUUGCUUCUCUACGCCGGGCUCUCGCUGUCUCUAUGCGCCCUGGGCAUGCUGGCGGUGGCGAUGUGCUCCGACCACUGGUACGAGACCGACGCCAGGCGGUACAAGGAGCGCUGCCAGAGCUUCUCCAGCCGCCGCAAGGACCCGGGCUUCAUCUACAUCCCCAAUAACAGCCUGCCGCUGCGGGCCAGCCGGAGCGGCGAGGAGAAGCUGCCCCUGGCCCGCAAUCGGCGGCAGCUGUUCGCCAUGAGCGCCGCGGACGAGUGCAACAGGCAGUACAACUCCACCAACAUGGGGCUUUGGAGGAAGUGCCACCGGCUGGGCUUUGACCAGGCGAUCGAAGAUCUCAUCCGGAAAGGUUCCAUUGCAAGAUGCUCCUACAUCAAGUACCACUACUCCUCAGCCACAAUACCCAAGAACCUCUCGUACAACAUCACCAAGACAAUAAGACAGGAUGAGUGGCACUCCCUCCAUUUGCGGCGAAUGACGGCAGGGUUCAUGGGCAUGGCCGUGGCCAUCAUUUUGUUCGGUUGGGUCAUCGGCGUGCUAGGCUGCUGCUGGGACCGGGGACUCAUGCAGUAUGUGGCCGGACUGCUUUUCCUGAUGGGAGGCACCUUCUGCAUCAUCUCCCUUUGCACCUGUGUCGCCGGCAUCAACUUCGAACUCUCACGCUACCCUCGCUAUCUGUACGGUCUGCCAGACGACAUCGGCCACGGCUACGGCUGGUCCAUGUUCUGCGCCUGGGGAGGACUGGGCCUCACCCUCAUCGCCGGCUUCUUCUGCACUCUGGCGCCCUCCGUGCAGCCUAUACCGCGCUCCACCUGCCCCAAGUCCCGACAGGAGAACGGCACCGUGUGCUAAAUACCGACAGACCGGCAACAAAAAGAGGAAAAAUGACUGUUCCAUUUGUCCAUCCAUCAAUUUAUCGCCAAUCCCCCCAGAUGUUUUCUUUUUUAUUUCUGUGUUUUGGGUGUUUGAAAAUCUGCUGUAUUGAAAAAAAAUAUGAGAAAAACUGGCAAACUACGGAAAUAUAAUCAGAAAAAUAGCAAGUUGUGCUUGUUUUUAUUGUUGUGGAGUUGCUACAGCCUGGAAAGGAAAGGACAUCUGAGCUUGAAACGAAACCGUAAAGAUGGACAAUGGACCGGGAAGUCGGUCUCUGAACUGCUCUCAUGUGACUAUAAACUAUGGAGUGCAGAACUCUAAAAGGAGGAUGGAAGUUCCUUUGGAUAUUUCUUCAAUUAGGAAUGGACCUGACUUCUGAAGCCCUUCCUAACUUUGGGACGAGUAGACCAGAAGGAUAUCUUGGACCUAAGUUGUUGUACUAUACUGUACAGAAUAUUCCGGAGAACACUAGGAAGUGUCAUCUCAGCCUCUUUUAGGUGCAUUCGAUCCCAUUUUUUUUAAAUCAAAUCAACUUCCUUUAUAAUGAAGCCAUUGACAUUGUUAGAGCAAGUUUUCCCAUUCUAGUCCUAGCUGUAAAUGUACGUAUGAAGUGUGUUUGUGUGUGAUGCAAGGGUUUAUUCUGGAGAGAAAAAAUAUAAAAAGAGCCCAACAUUUUGGGUGUGGGAAGAUUUGAUAAUGGAGAGAUGCAGUAUCCUGUUUAAUGCAAAUGAGUCACCCGGCCACUAAAAUGUUAAGUAAUUCAGCUUUCAGUGGAAGAAUGGGUUUAGAUAAUAAUACUUUUGUUUUCACUAGAACGGAAAGGAAAUAGUUUAGUAUCAAAGCACAAGAUGUCUAAAUGAAGGCACUUCAUUUUUCGCUCAUCACUUAGUCAACACUUCUUCUCCUGAACCACAAUUUUUUUUUUAUCAAAACAGGCACCUCUACUGUGUUUCCUUUGCGAUUAUUAUUAGUUUGACCCCCCCAAAGAUAAGGGGACUUAGAAAUGCUUGGUUGGUAAAAAAAAAAGAAAAAAAAGAAGCAACAUUAAACGUUAAAAACAAGGCUGCCAUCAACAAAAAUAUAUUUUUGAAUGAAAGGGGCGAAAUGUAUCCACUCAUUUAAAGUAUUUGACAUGAUGUAAUGCAUUUACAAGAACAGGAAAAAGAAACGUUUAUCAUCUUAAAUAGAGAUGUCCGAUAAUAUCGGCCUGCCGAUAAAUGCUUUAAAUGUAAUAUCGGAAAUUAUCGGUAUCAUUUUUUUUAUUAUCGGUAUCGUUUUUAUUUAUUUUUUAUUAUUUUUUAUUUUUAUUAAAUCAACAUAAAAAACACAAGACACACUUACAAUUAGUGCACUAGCCCAAAAAAACUCCCUCCCCCAUUUACACUCAU